Messenger RNA from Fraxinus pennsylvanica, 810 nucleotides. NCBI's taxonomy places the organism in Eukaryota, Viridiplantae, Streptophyta, Magnoliopsida, Lamiales, Oleaceae. The record is from the annotation of a GenBank genome assembly.
AUGCUAAAGGUGGGGAGCUUUUUACAGUGUGGCCAAGGGAAUAUUGCUAGAAAAUAUUUUCAACAAUUAAUCAGUGCUGUUGGUUUUUGCCACAGCAGGGGUGUUUACCACCGUGAUUUGAAACCAGAAAAUCCUCUGCUGGAUGAGAAUGGAAUUCUAAAAGUGAUGGAUUUUGGGUUGAGCGCAUUGGCUGAAUCCAAGCAGCAGGACGGGUUACUCCAUACAACCUGUGGGACUCCAGCAUAUGUUGCUCCUGAGGUGAUUAACAGAAGAGGCUACGAUGGGGGAGAGCUGACAUUUGGUCUUGUGGGGCUGCUUUCCCGGAUUCUUGAUCCCAACCCUUAUACUAGGAUUUCUAUAGCCAAAAUUAUGGAAAGCUCCUGGUUCAGAAAUGGUUUGGACUUGAGACAGGUAUCCACUGAGGUAGGAGACAAGGAAAUGUCUCCAGUCGAUACUAAUGUUGUUUCUGGUCCUCCUGAGAGUAAUAAUCCUAUUGGGACAAAGCUAGAAUUUACAAAACCUAAUAACUUGAAUGCAUUUGACAUUAUAUCUCUUUCAACUGGAUUUGAUUGUCUGUUCAAAGUGAAGGAGAAUCAAGGUUUCAUGAGACUUGAAGGGUGUAAUGAGACUAGAAGUUGGACUUUGUCCAUUGAUGUGGAAAUUUUCGAAAUCAGUUCAUCCUUUCAUUUGGUUGAGCUGAAAAAGUCCGGUGGUGAUACAAUAGAGUAUCAGAAGAUUUUAAAACGGGAUAUAAGACCGGCUCUUAAGGAAAUUGUUUGGUUUUGGCAAGAAGAGCAACUGAAUCACUAG